Messenger RNA from Penicillium waksmanii, 1230 nucleotides. RefSeq lists its product as uncharacterized. The record is from RefSeq and is a predicted model, not a curated record. The coding region runs from base 1 to 1230 and encodes 409 amino acids. Gene Ontology annotation, biological process: L-tyrosine catabolic process. Gene Ontology annotation, molecular function: 4-hydroxyphenylpyruvate dioxygenase activity. NCBI's taxonomy places the organism in Eukaryota, Fungi, Ascomycota, Eurotiomycetes, Eurotiales, Aspergillaceae. The transcript has a single exon.
AUGUCAAUUCCCAACAAACCCGACGAUGCAAUCUUCCCAACCGACCUCGGCCCUGAAUUUGUCGCCUUCGACCAUGUUCAAUGGUAUGUCGGCAACGCCAAGCAAGCCGCCUCUUACUACAGCACACGCUUCAACUUCAGGUUAAUCGCCUACCGCGGACCAGAGACGGGCUCACCCUACUUAACUAGCUACGUCGUUGCCAACGGUGCCUCCGUGUUCAUUCUCACAAGUCCAGUUUGCGGGCCCUCACACCCAGAGAACAAAGUCCUACGAAGCGCCACAGCCGAAGACCGUGCGACAUUGACCGCGAUCCACGAACACUUGACCAUUCACGGGGACGGAAUCGCCGAUGUUGCAUUCCGAGUCACGGGGAAUAUCGAGGAGAUUUGGAAGCGGGCGAUUGAACAUGGGGCCUCGCGCAAGGCAGAGCCGCGAGUCGUCGUGGUCGAAGGACACGGUCAGAUCACAACAGCUACCAUCGGGACAUAUGGUGAAACAGUGCAUUCAUUAAUCAACCGUGACCAAUACUCUUCCUCAGCGCCAUUUCUCCCGGGUUAUCGGAGCAUAUCGGCUGACGAAGCGGACCCAAUCAAUAAAUUAUUACCUCCGGUGGAUUUUGUCGAGAUCGACCAUUGUGUUGGUAAUCAGCCAUGGGGAGGCGUGGACAAGGCCGUGCGGUACUAUGAAGAGUGUUUGAAUUUCCACCGGUACUGGACAGUCGACGACCAGGACAUGUGUAGUGAUUACUCGGCCAUGCGUUCGAUUGUGGUAGCCUCGUCGAAUGAGAUGAUCAAAAUGCCCAUGAACGAGCCAGCGCCCGGCAAGAAAAAGUCCCAGAUCGAAGAAUUCGUCGACUACUACCACGGUGCCGGAGUGCAACAUAUUGCAUUUCGCACAGAGGAUAUUGUCACAGCAGUGACGAAUCUCCAAAAACGCGGCGUUCAGUUUCUCAAUGUCCCGCCGGCGUACUAUACCGAUCUUCGACAGCGUCUUUCUCAUGUUCCUUGGUCUCUUGAGGCCGAUGUGGAUGUCUUGGAGAAACUGAAUAUCCUUGUUGACUUCGACGAGCGUAGAUAUUUACUCCAGAUCUUUGCGAAACAUGUUGGUGAUCGACCAACGGUGUUUUUGGAGGUGAUUCAGCGGAAGGGAUUUGAUGGGUUCGGGGCUGGCAAUUUCAAAAGUUUGUUUGAGGCGUUUGAGAGGGAGCAGGCUUUACGGGGGAACUGGUGA